Molecule: messenger RNA, 1706 nt
Organism: Onthophagus taurus
Lineage: Eukaryota; Metazoa; Arthropoda; Insecta; Coleoptera; Scarabaeidae
Product: cell surface glycoprotein 1-like
Cellular component (GO): extracellular region
Molecular function (GO): chitin binding
Source: RefSeq, a predicted model, not a curated record
AGAGUAUAACUUCCGUUUAACAAUUAACAACAGCAAUGAAAGCGAUAGCUAUUUUAUUUAUAUUUGGUAUUAUUGGAAUUGGCGCAGAGCCCGUUGGUGUCUGCCCAGGCACCCAUGGUGACUACGUAGAUUUUCUUAUUGAUGAUAGUGAUUGUACUAAGUUUUAUUAUUGCGUAUGGGGUUCGCCGGUACUUUUUACCUGCCCAGAUAACCUACAUUUUAAUCAAGAAUUGGGUGUUUGCGAUUGGCCCGAUAAUGCUGGGUGUGAUGGGGGUGGAGUUGUAACCCCUACACCUACUGAAGAACCGACUGAAGAACCUACUGAAGAACCGACUGAAGAACCUACUGAAAAACCUACUGAAGGGCCUACUGAAACACCAACAUCUCCUCCUGAUUCUUCAGUAUGCGAUUCAGUAACCUGUCCAUUUACUCCGGGCGAUUUCCCCGUUUUCCAUGCUCAUCCCGAAGAUUGCGGAAGAUAUUGUAAAUGCGAUAACUUCGGCACAGUUCAUGAUAUGCCAUGUCCACCUGGAUUACAUUUCAACACCGACUUAAAUGUUUGCGAUUGGCCCGAGAACGCUGGAUGCGAGGGUGGCUCAGUAGAGACGCCUGCACCUACUGAAGAACCUACUGAAGAGCCUACUGAAGAACCUACUGAAGAACCUACUGAAGAACCUACUGAAGAACCUACUGAAGAACCUACUGAAGAACCUACUGAAGAACCUACUGAAGAACCUACUGAAGAACCUACUGAAACACCUACUGAAACACCAACAUCUCCUCCUGAUUCUUCAGCGUGCGAUUCAGUAACCUGUCCAUUUACUCCAGGUGAUUUCCCCGUUUUCCAUGCUCAUCCCGAAGACUGCGGAAGAUAUUGUAAAUGCGAUAACUUCGGUACAGUUCAUGAUAUGCCAUGUCCACCUGGAUUACAUUUCAACACCGACUUAAAUGUUUGUGAUUGGCCCGAGACCGCUGGAUGCGAAGGUGGCUCGGUAGAGACGCCUACACCUACUGAAACACCUACCGAAACUCCUACUGAAACGCCCACUGAAACUCCUACUGAAACACCCACUGAAACACCAACAGAAACACCAACUGAGAAACCUACUGAAACGCCAACUGAAACACCAACAUCUACCCCUGAUUCUGGAAAGUGUGGAUCAGUAACUUGCCCGUACACUCCAGGUGAUUUCCCUGUUUUCCAUGCUCAUCCCGAAGAUUGCGGAAGAUAUUGUAAAUGUGAUAACUUUGGUACAGUUCAUGACAUGCCAUGUCCAGAUGGAUUACAUUUCAACACCGAAUUAAAUGUUUGCGAUUGGCCCAACAACGCUGGAUGCGACGGCUCAGUAGUAACUCCUACACCUACUGAAACGCCCACCUUAACACCAACUGUAACACCUACUGAGAAACCAACUGAAAAACCUACUGAAGCACCAACUGAUCCCACCCCAACAGAUCCAACGCCAACAGAUCCUACCCCAACAGAUUCAACGACUGAUUCAGGCGCUGGAAAAUGUUCAACAGCAUCAUGUCCGAACCCCACUGGAGAAUACCCCGUUUUCUUUGCACAUCCCGAAGAUUGUGAAAGAUAUUGCAAAUGUGAUAAUUACGACAUUGUACAUGACAUGCCGUGCCCACCUGGACUACAUUUCAACACCGAUUUAAAUGUUUGCGAUUGGCCAAAUGAUGCUGGAUGUUCAAUAUAA